Molecule: messenger RNA, 3085 nt
Organism: Harpia harpyja (harpy eagle)
Lineage: Eukaryota; Metazoa; Chordata; Aves; Accipitriformes; Accipitridae
Gene: MMD
Product: monocyte to macrophage differentiation associated
Exons: 7
Coding region: 306-992 (228 amino acids)
Cellular component (GO): membrane
Molecular function (GO): pore-forming activity
Source: RefSeq, a predicted model, not a curated record
CUACGAUGGUUUCCCUCAGCAGGUACGCAGCUGUAGGGCUGCCCUGCUCUCCUUUCACCAACUUGCUCGAGAAACCAAAGCCUAAGUAUUAAAAAGGAAAUAGAAUUGAAAGAGAGAAAAAUACGGAUGUGGUCAGACCUGGUUUCUGUACUAGCUCACACCUAGGCUGUUAUGCUGGCUGAUACCUUGCCCCUGAGCUCAGAUGUGCUGCAGCACCUGGUCUGACUUCUGUUCGCUCCCCACUCUUCGCUUGGAAUUUUGCCUUUCAUACUUGCCAGAAGGUUGAGGAGUCUUUUUGGAGGUUCAUGAACCACCCAGCUCCAGCAAACAGCCGCUACAAACCCACUUGCUAUGAACAUGCUGCUAACUGUUACACACAUGCAUUCCUCAUUGUUCCUGCGAUUGUGGGUAGUGCCCUUCUCCACCGGCUUUCUGAUGAUCGAUGGGAAAAGAUAACAGCAUGGAUGUAUGGCAUGGGGCUCUGUGCGCUCUUCAUUGUCUCCACAGUAUUUCAUAUCGUUUCUUGGAAAAAGAGUCACUUAAGGACCAUGGAGCAUUGCUUUCACAUGUGUGACAGAAUGAUGAUCUAUGUCUUUAUUGCGGCAUCAUAUGCACCAUGGUUAAAUCUACGUGAGCUUGGGCCUCUAGCAUCUCACAUGCGUUGGUUUAUCUGGUUGAUGGCUGCUGGAGGAACCAUUUAUGUAUUUCUCUACCAUGAAAAGUAUAAGAUUGUUGAACUCUUUUUCUAUUUAGCGAUGGGAUUUUCUCCUGCUCUGGUAGUGACAUCCAUGAGCAACACCGAUGGACUUCAGGAGGUUGCCUGGGGAGGCUUGAUAUAUUGUCUGGGUGUGGUGUUCUUCAAGAGCGAUGGAGUCAUUCCGUUUGCCCAUGCCAUCUGGCACAUAUUUGUGGCCACAGCAGCUGCUGUUCAUUACUAUGCCAUUUGGAAGUACCUUUACAGAAGUCCUGCAGACAUAAUUCGUCACUUAUGAGAUAUAUAUAUAAAAAAAAAAAAUCUGCACUUGGCCUCUGUAACAGUAUUAUUUGACUUAAGGAAUUCGGGGAAAUUGGAAAAUUGCACAGAAAAACUGCACUGACUUUGAUAGUUCUCUGAACACAAUUACUGUGAACUGAUGAUGUAUGUGUCCUGCAAUUGCCCAUCAUACGGCAAGUGCUGUAAAUAACCAAGAUACUGUACUGCAGUACCAAGAAUCCAUUCCAUGUUAGUAGAACUGGCUACCUGAUGUUUACAAAUAAAUUUUGUAUUCUAGUUUAAUUUUACAAUUUUUAACUAUGUGAAUUUUUCUAAAUUAGUGAUUCAAAUGGUGAAGUCAGUGCAAUAGCAAAAAUGUAACUCUCUUGAAUUGAAAUUGCUUUCUAUCACCUUUCCACUAGUCAUUUAUUAAACAUGAAUCACAGACAAAUAAUCUACUUUUACCACUCAUUAUCUUGGUAUAACGUGACUUUUAUAGAAACUUUUUGUGUUUUUUGUAAACUUUAAAAGUACAUUUAUUGAACUGAAAACACACAACUGUCAUCUAUGCAGUUACUCAUGUUGCAAAAUCUUGCAAGAAAUAGUUACAUUCCACAUACUGUACUGACAAGCAAACAUUGUACCUCUUCCAAAGGUUGUAUUACAAGUGUAAUUGUAAUAACCACUUUUAUGAGCUAAAAUCUAAAUGUGAUUCUGCUGAGUUUUAACGUGAUAGUAUUCUGCUCAUCUAUAGUACCACUUAAACAGCACCUUAAUUUGGCUUUAUCCAUGAUGGAAAUGAAGUGCUUUAAAAGAAAUAGUUAACGUGAUUUUUCUCCUCAAGAUUCCCAAUUCUGCUCCGUGCUGCCCAGCCAGGCAGCAGUUUGGAUGAAAGCUGACUUAUCGAGGGUUGGCAGUAUUAAGGAAGAUGGACAGCUAAUAUCCCGCUAUCCAUACCAGAGAGUCAGUCUUUUCUCCAGAAUCUGUACACACAUAUCGGUGCUGUAAUAUUAAGGCUUGGAUUUUCAAAGGGAUUUAAAUUGGCCAACAGAACCUGUUCCCACCAAUUUUCGUUGGGGCUGUUCUGUUGGGAACUCCUGGUCAGAGCAGCAGGUACAGAGCAAUCGCUGACCACUUUGAAUUCAAGGUUAUUGGUUCUUCACAAGAACAGCCUUUCAGGGAGGAGAGCUUGAAGAACUUCCUGUGGUGUCCCUUGUCAUGUUGGGACUUAACACAGAGUAAAACUGGUCUUUAAUUGUAUUGCUGUCUUUCUGUACAGGAAAACCAAAUGUGGUAGCAAGUCAUGAUUGUAGAACACGUGCAUUAAAUGACCAGAUGUAGAAGAGUCAUUGUAAUUCUGUUUGUCCACUAAUUGUAUCCUGUCCCACUAUAUAAUGAAUGUCUUAUAUUAAGAUUGACUUUAUCCUUUUUCUAAUUUACUCAGUUUUUCAUGUCAGUAUUUAAAAACAAAACCAAAACGUGUUGCCUUUUUCAGAUCUUGUUCUGGAUAUUGCCUGUCUGCAAACAAUAAGUAGCAAGAUAGGGAUGUUUUUCAAGGUACCGUUUAAUACUGCACCUAAAUUUGCCAGUGGGUUGCAUAUUUUAGAAUAUAUACAUUUAUAUACGGAAUUUACAGGAGGGACAAACUUUAAUUUCAAGGCAUUGAAGAAUUGCUGUACGGUGUUAGGAGGUGAUUGGAGAAAUGGCACCACUACGGCAGACUAGUUAACUGCCUCAAAAGAGAACAAAUGGAACAACUGGGCGGGUAAUUCCUAGUACAACAGUCUCACACAUCUGGAUGCCUCAGUUUUUUUAACAUUGUGUCUAUUUUAAUAUUUUCCACUUUUUGUGAGUUCAUAUAUUUUGUUUAAAUGCAGUACUGUUAAAACCACUAAAAUACAUAUAGAAGUUUUCUGUAGUCAAAAGUGAAACUGUUGCUUGAAUAUGUUUGUUUUAAUUUUAAGUUAAUUUUUCAUGGCAUUGCUUUUUGGAGUGUUUGAAAUGGUUUUUAAAAAAUUUCAAUUCGCCAAAAAUAUUUUGAAUUACUGUAUUCUAGUCAAUAUGAUAUUGAAUGUACUAGACUAACAAUAAACAUUUUGUGCAAUUUGGAAA